AUGUCGGAGCGAUCUCAGAGCCCUAUUUCGGAUUGCAACAGCCGGGCGGAUGACUUCAGCCGACCCAUGUACGCCCAGGCCUUGGGUCAAGAGGCGUUUGGCGGCACGUCGCUCCAGAUCCCUCACGGCGUUCUACAGCACCACAGUCUUCUAUUCAACAAGACUGCAUACAAUGGGUUGCCUCCAACACCUCAAACCUUUUUUCAAUUCCCACCGUCCGGUGGUGACUAUAGGGCCUCCGAUUUACAAGCCGGUGACUUUUGCCAACCCAAACACUGGUAUCCCAUCGCCGCUCCCGAAUACACCGGCCAAGUACCGAGGGUUGCAGUGACUACGCAGGCCACAAACCUGAGCCCACCCAUUGCCGAAGCCAGGGAACAAAUCAAAAUGUCUGAUAUAAAGAUUGAGAAGGAUGUCAAUGACGAGUAUGAGGUAAAGAGUCAACAGUAUCCAACUCCGUCGUCCGCUGUGGCUCAUGGGGUUUACUACUCGACCCCAUGGAACCCCUCGUUUUGGCCCGGCCUUCCCCACAUCACUGCUGCGAGUUCCAAUAUUCAAAACCUCAACUCCAUACCCUCAACAUCGUCUUCAACAUCCCCAUCGCUCUCGCCGUCACCCCCCAGCAAUGGGUUACCCGGGAUCACGUUCAACGGGAGCGCAAGCCAAGGUGCUCAAGCGCAAACCCAGAGCAAUGGAUCCUCCAGCGGUGGGUGCAGCGACUCCGAGGAAGAGGAGAACCCUUCAACUGAGGAGCUGGAACAGUUCGCCAAGGAGCUGAAGCACACGCGUAUAACACUGGGUUUCACACAAGCAGAUGUAGGAAUGGCUCUAGGCAAUCUUUAUGGCAAGAUGUUCAGCCAGACUACAAUCUGUCGUUUCGAAGCCCUCCAGCUCAGCUUCAAGAAUAUGUGCAAGCUGAAGCCCCUGCUUCGGAGAUGGCUGAAUGAGGCUGAGACCUCUGACAACCCCCAGGAUAUGUACAAGAUCGAGCGGGUGUUUGUGGACACCAGGAAGAGGAAGCGGCGGACCAGUCUGGAGGGUUCGGUGCGCACGGCUCUAGAGUCCUACUUUGUCAAGUGCCCCAAGCCCAACACCCAGGAGAUCACACACAUUGCAGACGACCUGUGUCUGGAGAGAGAUGUGGUGCGUGUGUGGUUCUGUAACCGCAGACAGAAGGGCAAGCGCCUGGCCCUCCCUUUCGAUGAGGAGUGUGAAGGACAGUACUACGAGCAGAGCCCACCUCCCCCGCACAUGACCCACUCCCCCCUCCCUGGGCAGGGGUACCACCUAUCCAGCCACACCGGGGCCCCCACUUUCUACAUGCCCCCCCUCCAGAGGCCAGAUGUCUUUAAGCAGGCCCUGCACCCUGGACUGGUGGGUCACCUGACCAGCUAA
Molecule: messenger RNA, 1395 nt
Organism: Salvelinus namaycush (lake trout)
Lineage: Eukaryota; Metazoa; Chordata; Actinopteri; Salmoniformes; Salmonidae
Product: POU domain, class 5, transcription factor 1-like
Exons: 5
Coding region: 1-1395 (464 amino acids)
Biological process (GO): regulation of transcription by RNA polymerase II
Molecular function (GO): DNA-binding transcription factor activity, RNA polymerase II-specific; RNA polymerase II cis-regulatory region sequence-specific DNA binding
Source: RefSeq, a predicted model, not a curated record